GAAGCCACAUAGGAAGCCGUCAAAUUAGCAUUGAAGUGUAUUCCAGCGAACCUGCCAUAUGUUACGCUCGCUCUAAAAUACGAGUAGCUAGAUAAUUCCCCCUACUAAUGACACGAACGCGAAAACGUCUUAACUUUUUAGCCUGCUGCCAUAAUUUCCAUAAUAAUUUCAUUGCGUUUGCCAUUGAGAUAUACUAAUCAAUAACUCUCCAUGCAAUGGAGUCCAAGCCCCACUCCCCAGGUGGAGGCCUCCGCACUACCCACACUGUGGUCAUAAUUAUACACGUCGCCUGUCGUCGGCGUCGUUGUUUUUGUUUGUAGUGAAAGACGUUGCCGGGGCUCUCAUAAAGCCGUCAAACAUGGCAGGACACGGGGACCUCUCUGCACGGAAGCGAAAAAUCCAAUAAACUAAAUGUAUGUGUGAAUACUUUUUGAGGCUUGCGUGCCGUCGUCGCCGUCUUGGCUAAGUUUAGUUUAGAUUCGACCCUUGCGCCUGGCAGUAGCCUUUAAACAAUGUCCAAUUUCAGUCCGAAGCAGCACCAGCAGCUGAGUCCCCGUGCCAAUGUCUUUAUUUUGGUCAACCUUGGCUGCGAGAUGCUCUAUGUGAUUGAUCAGCGGCUGAAGGCGCAACAAAUCGCCAAGGACAAGUCGGUACAAGUUAUCCACGAUGUGACAGCAGUACUGCUGGAUCCCAAGUUCAUCGACUCCCUGCUGAACGGCUCCAAGCACAACAAUGCCCAGCUCCUGACAGUCGAGCACUGCAAAUUCAUGCUGAACGAUAUAGCCACCUGCUCCGUGAUGCGCAUCGAUGAGCAGUCCAUGGGCAAACUGUGGAACCUGAUGACCAUGCUAUACAAAUGGCAGCUGUUCGUUUCCCGGCACCAACACCAUUUGCUCGAGAUAACCUUCCGACACCUGGAGGCCGUCAACAAGAUGUAUCCGGACACCAAGCGCCACAUGCUGAUUGACUUUACCAAGAACACUCUGCUGGACUUUUGGAACGCCAGUGGGGAGGAGGCGCAGCUGUCCAUUUACAAUACCAACAAGGCCUGGUUGGAGUGCUUCAAUACGAAAAUAUCGCUGCUGAUUCGGCUAGGUUUCCAGGCCAUGGACGGCAGCUUUUUCAAGGACGUGGAUCAGGAGUACUUUGGCGACUAUGUCCAGACCAUUGGUGACAACAUGUACGUGAAGAGUGAGGAGGCGCAUCAGCAGAGCGCGCGAGAGCCCAACAGCAUGGACCAACUGGCUGCCCAGCUGAACAUCAGUCCACUGCCUGCAGGCGAGGACCUGCAGCCGAUAAAUGCCCGCCAGUUCCAGGAGCAGUUUGAGCAGGCGUUUGGCAAUGUUCUGUUCGAUGAGGGCCAUUCCUCCACCUCAACAGGUUGCGAGUUUGUGCAGCUCCAGACAGCUGCUAGGGCAAACACGGAAGCCCCCCACAGCAGGAGGGAGUCCAUACUCAAUCAGAAUCUCAUCGACUUGUACAGCAAGAUGGCUUAGAAAUUAAGGAGAUAUUUACAAUUAAAAAAUAUUGUAUUUCUCAUUUAGUGGGUGUUUUGUAAAAUAAUUAUAAAAACAUGUGUCGGUUUUAUGGAUUCUGUUUUGUAUCUCUUUUAGCAUGCUUCGAAUAUAUGUUUUCUUCGAAGAUAUUCAAAGACGUGGACAAAAUAAAUCAUCAUUUGAAAUUUUGA
Drosophila miranda is the source of this 1687-nucleotide messenger RNA. Its product is annotated as protein OSCP1. Gene Ontology annotation, biological process: transport. The record is from RefSeq and is a predicted model, not a curated record. Gene Ontology annotation, cellular component: cytoplasm; plasma membrane. The transcript has 2 exons. Lineage: Eukaryota; Metazoa; Arthropoda; Insecta; Diptera; Drosophilidae. The coding region runs from base 513 to 1496 and encodes 327 amino acids.